UCAAACGAUGCAAAGCAACACAAGCCGACCGAAGCAAACAUAGCUAUAGCUAGCACACACCACUAGCUAAUUAAGCUCGCUCGAUCACUUCAUCAGUUAGCAAUGGCUAUCACCAAGGUCGCUCCCCUCCUCGCCCUCAGCCUCCUCCUCUUCGCCGUCGCCGCCGUGCACGGCUGCGAGCCCUACUGCGGCCACGGUGGCCCGGUCAUCCCGACGCCGCCGGUGGUGGUGCCGACGCCGCCGUCGUACCACCGCCAUGGCCGCUGCCCGAUCGACGCCCUGAAGCUGAGGGUGUGCACCAACGUGCUCAACGGGCUCGUCGGCGUCAAGAUCGGAGCCGGCCCCGACGACUGCUGCCCGCUGCUCUCCGGGCUCGCCGACCUCGACGCCGCCGUCUGCCUCUGCACCGCCGUCAAGGCCAACGUGCUCGGCAUGAAACUCAACCUCGCCGUCGAUCUAAGCCUCAUCCUCAACAAGUGCGGCAAGAUCUGCCCCUCCGACUUCACCUGCUAAUUGAGCUCAAACCGUGCGUGCAGCAUGUUGGAUAUCAUGAUUCAUGAGUUUGAUCUUUCAUCCCGAUUCCCGACGCAGCGUUAAACAUUAAUCUUGAAAUAAUUCUCUUGUUUACUCGAUUCGCCAUUUGCAGCUCGUUCUAUAUUAUAAUGUAAAAUUCUUGAAUCACUUGGUUGUUGUAUAUUGUAACGCCCAUUAUAUAUAGUAGUAUUUUUUGUUCUCACAAAGAUAA
Oryza sativa Japonica Group (Japanese rice) is the source of this 745-nucleotide messenger RNA. Its product is annotated as cortical cell-delineating protein. The record is from RefSeq and is a predicted model, not a curated record. Lineage: Eukaryota; Viridiplantae; Streptophyta; Magnoliopsida; Poales; Poaceae.